AUGCUAUCCUACCUAACACCAUCAAUGUUGCCACAACUCUCAUCAUCUGAUUCGACACUUGGGAUCUGUUCCACAUCGUCCGACGAAGGAAACAAAUCACUAUAUCCAAAUGAAGAUGAUAGUAGCGGACUGGCACACUCUUCACGUAUUUCAUAUCCGCAUGCGUAUCAUCAUCAGUCACCAGUACCCCUUGUUUAUGAUCAUCCGGCAACACCAACAUAUGGAUUUGGUUUUAGUUUUUAUGAUGAUAUGUCUCCAUUUACUGAUCCAAGUCGAACGCCCUAUACAUAUAUACAUACGACAAAACGUUCUGAUCCAAAUAUUGAUGUUAAACUUGAAAACAUAGAUUUAUGGAAAAAUUUUGCUGAACUUAAUUUAGAAAUGAUUAUAACAAAAAGUGGAAGACGUAUGUUUCCAACAUUUAAAGUAUCAUUGGCUGGACUUGAACCAACACGUAAAUACAUUGUCUACAUGGAUGUUAUACCCGUUGAUAAUCAUCGAUAUAAAUAUCAUAAUUCUCAAUGGAUGAUUACGGGUGCAGCUGAACCACAUAUGCCAGGUCGAUUUUAUCCUCAUCCAGAUAGUAAUUCAACGGGUGCACAAUUAAUGAAGCAACCAUUAUCAUUCGGUAAACUUAAAUUAACAAAUAAUACUGCUGAUCAAAAUGGACACAUUGUACUGAACUCCAUGCAUAAGUACAUUCCUCGUCUGCAUAUUGUGCCAGCUUAUAAUACGCCCAGUGCAGACACUAAAUUAUCCAUGGCACCAUUUGACAAUGUCAAUAUAUUUGUCUUUCCAGAAACUCAAUUUAUUGCUGUUACUGCUUAUCAAAAUGAAAAGGUUACUCGAUUAAAAAUUGAUCAUAAUCCAUUUGCUAAAGGUUUUCGUGAAAAUAAUGGACAUGCUAAUCGGAAAGAUGUAAAAUCAACAAAGCGAUCUCUUGAUGAUGAUGAUGAUGGAAAUAUAUAUUCAACACCAGAACAAUCAAAACGACGUAAAUCAAGUUCAGGAGAAGAAGAUCAAAUACCUCCGUCACAUGUCAUUCAUACAAAUAGUUCAAUUAAUAUACCAGAUUCAACAACUUCAUUGGCAGAUUUAUAUGAAAAUCAAUUUCAAUCACAUUUCUAUGAUCCUAGCUUGUAUGCAUCACCUUAUUCUCGGUUGGCUCCAACUUACCCAUUUUCUUAUACACCAAUAUCAUCAACUCCAAAUGCGAAUCCAUUUUCAUUAGCAGCAGCUGCUGCUGCAAGUAGAUAUUCAUCACCGUAUUCUUUUUCUUCAUCUUAUUAUCAAUAUCCUACUUCAUCGUAA
This is a messenger RNA of Rotaria socialis, 1311 nucleotides long. Lineage: Eukaryota; Metazoa; Rotifera; Eurotatoria; Philodinida; Philodinidae. The record is from the annotation of a GenBank genome assembly.